GGCGGCACUCGCAGGAAUCGGACGCCGACGUCUCGUCCGCAUUGUGCUCGUUGCAGCUCAAUCCCUCAUGCUUGUCUGCAGCAUUUCUAGUUACCGUGAGGACAACAUGGUUGAUGUUGCGUUGGCCUCACGGUUCGUCCUGUAGUCUUAACCGAAUCUCGACGUGCGUCUAAGCCGUUCAUAGUUGGCGUUGUGAUGCAGACGGGGUGACCGCACUGUGUGAGCUUUGCUCUGGUGUUGUUUCAGGGGUUUGAGACAGCAGCACCAGCUAUGUCGUAUCAGGAUGAGCAGAGUGAGGACUACCUGUUCAAAGUGGUGCUUAUUGGGGAUAGCGCCGUCGGAAAAUCUAACUUGCUGUCGCGGUAUGCGAGAAACGAGUUUAACUCCAACUCCAAGGCUACCAUCGGGGUGGAGUUCCAAACGCAAUCUAUGGAAAUCGAUGGCAAAGAGCUGAAGGCCCAGAUCUGGGACACUGCUGGCCAGGAACGGUUCCGCGCCGUCACUUCCGCCUACUACCGUGGUGCUGUAGGGGCGCUCAUUGUUUACGACAUCACUCGUCGCGGUACUUUCGAGAAUGUCAGUCGCUGGUUCGACGAACUGAAAGUCCAUUCCGACGCGAACGUUGUUGUGAUGCUUGUUGGAAAUAAGAGCGACCUUGCACACAUACGGGAGGUGACCGCAGAGGAAGCGACAGCUCUUGCGGAGAAAAAUACUAUGUACUUCAUGGAGACAUCGGCUCUGGAGGCCGUGAAUGUAGUUGAAGCUUUCCAGACUGUUCUGAAAGAGAUUCACAAGAUUGUUAGCAAGAAAGCUCUAACUGCAGAUCCUAAUAAGGGUAAUACUGUUGUUGCAAGUGGUCAAAGGCUAGCGGGUUCUGAUGACACGACUCCAAGGACGACUGCCUGCUGCUCGUAUUAGUGCGGUGCCUGUUCUUUUUUAGUGUACAACCUUUCUUCCUUUUUCUUUUUCUUUCUCUGAUUUCCAUUCUCUCAGGAAGAGAGUAAUGCUGAGUAUAUGAUUUUAUAGAUGCCAAUCUUAUGCUGUAGUUGUAUACGAUUCCUAACAGGAGCAGGAAUGAAGAAGUUCCCCUCGCACGCAUUUUGUUAGAUUUUCUGAUUAUGGACUUCGUCAGGUUCUCCAUCUCGAGUAUGCAGACUCAGGAUGAUGGUAGGAAAAUGCAGGAAUUGCAAUCAUAACACAGAUAGUGGCGUGUGAUUUCAGCAUGUUUGUGAUUCUCAUAAUGCGAAUGGAGUCCUGGCUUACUUAUGUUAUCAUUAAGACUACCUUCCAUUUGGAGAGAUAGUCGAGGACAUUGGGAGUUUGUAGGCAUUCUGGGAGCAAGGAUACAAGUCUUGGCACUAGGCAGAAGGCAAUAUUUCUUUGUUUUCUAUUACAUUGGACUUCACCUGCCAAUCGAAUUCGGAUUUUGGAGGACAUUCCCUCAUUGGUAAUUAUAUACUUUCAUUAUCCUUUCA
Messenger RNA from Physcomitrium patens, 1475 nucleotides. Its product is annotated as ras-related protein RABA5c. The record is from RefSeq and is a predicted model, not a curated record. NCBI's taxonomy places the organism in Eukaryota, Viridiplantae, Streptophyta, Bryopsida, Funariales, Funariaceae. Gene Ontology annotation, molecular function: GTPase activity; GTP binding.